GUUCCAGGUACUCUCUCUUUCUCUGUUUGUUUGCGUAGGGCUUGAUUUCUCCCUCCCUCUCCUUUCUUGCUUCUUCUUCUCUCUCUCUCUCUCACACACGCACACACUUUUGCACACACACUCUCCCACUCUGUCUUUAGGGCUCGAUUUCUCUCUCCUUCCCUCCCUCGCCCCUCUCUCUUUAUUGUUUGAUUGUUUCAAUUUUCUUGAAAGUGGGCAUGCAAAGAAAAUUUCCUUCCAAUUGUCAAUUCAUGGAUUGCAUACUCAUUUUCUAGAAGAUCAGCAAAGCAUGGCAUGGUCACUCCACUCUUUUGAAGUUGCCCUUAAUUGCGCCCAAAACAGAGGUUCGUGCUGCAUGUCUACACCAAAUUUCUCCUCCUUCGUUGGGGAAAUAUAAGGACAAAAAGCUCCCUGAUUUAAAUUGGUCAGUCUGGUCCUUCAGAAACCCCCAUUUUUUGUAAACUAAUCACCAGAGAGGAAGAGACACAAUGUCUGGUUUCACAGGCUUUACAUUGUCCACAAACCCUUCUUCUUCUUCCUCAUAUUCAACGCCUCCUUUCUCUUCAUUCACAUCAUCUUCAUCAUCAUCCUCAGCUUCAUCUCCAUUCACCUCGUCACUUUUUGCAUCAUCAUCAUCAACAACAUCAGCACCAUUUUCAUUCACACCCACUUCUUCUUCCUCUCCCAGCACUUUCCCCUUUGGUUCAUCUUCAAACCCUAGCUCCUCUGCUUCUACAUUUUUCACCUCAUCGUCUCAGACCUUCUCUGCUUCACCCUUAAGCUUCUCCUUAAAUUCAUCAUUGCAAUCAUCGUCAUUGUUUUCUUCUGCCGUGCCUUCAUCACUUAACUUUGCUCCAGUUUUUCCUUUGUCUUCAGCAUCUGCUUCAGCUUCUUCAGUGCCUCCACCCUCGUUUGCAUUUGGUUCCACAUCAGCCACAGCAAGUUCUGGUUCACCUCUAUUUGGGACAUUUUCAUUGGCUUCUUCAUCUAGCGGUUCCUCUUUGUUGGCUAAUUCUUCCGUGUUUGGAUCUACUUCUUCGGGUUUAGCUAGUUCUGGUUCUUCUCUGUUCGGAACAGCUUUUUCUGGUUCUUCAUCAGGUGCUUCCUCAGCAUUUUCUGCCUCUUCCUCGUUUGGGUCUUCAAUUUCGACUACUGGGACUACUGCUGUUGCUAGCACUACCACGUCUGCUACGCCUGUCUUUUCCCAUGCCUUUCUUGGGACUUCUUCAUCCUCUUUGUCUUCUACUGCUCCAUUCUCUGGCAUGUUUGCCUCAAGCCCAAGUUUGGGUUCUGGUUCUAGUUCCAGUUCAGCUUCUAACUUCUCAUCUGCUUCAGGCGCUGCAUUUUCAUUUUCCAGCGGUUCAGUUUUUUCAAAGGGCUUAACCUCCUCCUCCUCCUCCUCAUCUUCUUCUUCUUCUCCUUCUGUGGCAGCAUCUUCAUCAAGCUCAUCGAGCUUUUCAUUUGCAAUUUCAUCAUCUCCUUUUCAAGCCUUAUUUGCAUCUGGCAGUGCUACUUCUACUAGUUCUAAUGCUGCCUCAGGAGCUGCUGUCACUAGCAUGACUGCUGCAAAGCCUCCUUCACUGGGUUUUGGUCCAUCUGCAGCACAAUUGUUUUCGACGGUUACCACAACAAGAAGUGCAUCAACACCUGCUGCUAGUACAGCUCCAUCUUCUGCUGCACCAACACCAUCAUUGCCUGCUUUUAGUGUGAGUUCGUCUUCCUUGGCUACAACUACAGCUACCAGCGCAGCUACUUCCUCAGCCACAGCAGGUUCUUUUUCGGGUUUUACUGUAACCAGCACAACUAAUUCAUCGGUCACUAGUGGUUCUUUUGCUAGUUUUUCAUUGUUAACUAAAACAACAGUGCCUUCUUCAUCCUCACAACUGCAAGCAACAACUUCUGUACCUGUAUUCAAUCUCCCAGCUUCAACCUCUGCACCUGCUACAGCUUCCAGCACCAGUGCUGCUACAGCUUCCAGCGCCAGUGCUGCAACUGCUCAGACAUCAUCGUCCCUUGUUGUAGCUUCCAGUAGUGGGACAACUUCAACGGUCAGUGCAGCUGUGUCUCCUGUUCCAAAAUUGCCAUCAGAAAUCACUGGGAAAACUGUUGAGGAGAUUGUCAAAGAAUGGAAUGCUGAGUUACAAGAACGUACUGGGAAAUUCCGAAAGCAGGCUAAUGCAAUAGCUGAGUGGGACCGGAGGAUCUUGCGGAACCGGGAUGUUCUUCUCGGCCUUGAGGUUGAAGUGGCAAAAGUGGUUGAAACUCAAGCUAACUUGGAGCGACAGCUGGAGUUAAUUGAGACUCACCAACAGGAGGUCGAUAUGGCUUUGCAAAGUAUGGAAGAAGAAGCUGAGCGCAUUUACAAGGAUGAGCGUGGAUUGCUUCUUGACGAUGAGGCUGCAUCCAUGAGAGAUGCGAUGUAUGAGCAGGCUGAGUUUAUAGAGAGAGAGAUGGAGCAGAUGGCAGAACAGAUCAAAUCAAUUAUUCAGACAUUAAAUGCUAACCAGGGUGGUGAACUUGACACCGUUGAUGGAAUGACUCCAUUAGAUGUUGUUGUCCGAAUUUUGAACAAUCAACUCAGUUCACUAAUGUGGAUUGAUGAAAAGGCGGAAGAGUUCUCAUCACGAAUUCAGAAGCUUGCAAGCCAAGGUUCUGGUGCAGAUCGUGAAUUGCUGGGCCAGAAAUUUUGGAUGACCUGAUUUUUGGAUUUGUAUGCAUUCCUAGUUUCUUAAUUUGGUUCCUGCUGUGUGAGGGAGGGAGGGAGCUCGUGAGAAAAUUUUGUUACAACAUGGUUUGUGUUAAAACAUUAACUUAUGCUAUUGUCUGCACAUUUGGUUAAUGUCAUUUUAUGCGCAUUGGUAACAACAGAUUUAAUCUUUUGAUGAUA
Molecule: messenger RNA, 2887 nt
Organism: Malania oleifera
Lineage: Eukaryota; Viridiplantae; Streptophyta; Magnoliopsida; Santalales; Ximeniaceae
Product: nuclear pore complex protein NUP62
Exons: 10
Coding region: 489-2699 (736 amino acids)
Biological process (GO): protein import into nucleus; RNA export from nucleus
Cellular component (GO): nuclear pore central transport channel; nuclear pore
Molecular function (GO): phospholipid binding; structural constituent of nuclear pore
Source: RefSeq, a predicted model, not a curated record